AUGGAGGCCCUAAUGGAGAGGGUACACCAACAUAUCUGCGUGGAGGAAGAUAGCACCCGGGCUAAAGCAAAAUCUGGCUCAACAGUAAUGCUAGACAAAAAGACUGCAGCAAAAGUCAACACGGUAGAACAACCAAACAAGAAUGGACGAGGCAGACGAGCCAACAGGGAGGACCCAGAAAAAAUGAGGUUAAAAGUUUGCACUACCAUCACCACCGUGUUCAAUAAACCCAUCUACCGAAUUCUUAGCGAGAUAAAGAAUGAACCCUUCGUUUGGCGGCCAACCAAGUUGGGAAUAACACAAAGGGGCUACGAUGAGAGGUCCCGCUACACCUUCCAUGAUGAGAAGGGGCACCUAACUGAAAAUUGCACACCCCUGAGGCAAUAUUUGGAAGAAUUAGUUGAUGCUGGUCACCUAGACCAGUAUAUUGAAGGGGGAACACAGCCAGCCCCCCAGGACCUCAACGGGCCAAACGGGAUGCCGGUGGACGGACUACCCCAAGGCGUAAUCAAUGUUAUUCAUGGGAUCAUUGAACCUGACCAGGUAUGUGAACUCAGGAGGAUGAUAAAGAAGGCAGAGCACCUGAAGGAGGUACUAAGUGCACAACCCGCCAUCAAAAAGGGCAAAACAGAGGCCACAAACGUCAUAUCCUUCUCAGACAAGGACCUAGCAAGGCUACAUUGCCCUCAUAAUGAUGCACUGGUGGUAACUUUGCACGUCAAAAACUUCUACAUCAAGCGAAUCCUGAUUGACCAAGGAAGUUCAUGCGAGAUAAUGUAUUAUGAAACCUUCAAAUAG
Messenger RNA from Camellia sinensis, 798 nucleotides. The record is from RefSeq and is a predicted model, not a curated record. Lineage: Eukaryota; Viridiplantae; Streptophyta; Magnoliopsida; Ericales; Theaceae.